CACUGCAUCAUCCUACCUUAAACACCACCACCACAAAUACAACAGAGAUGUGUAAAAGUUCCAACAAAUGUAGAAAUGACGCAGCAUGCUAUUCCAGUAAACUGCAGACGGUGACGUGCAUCUGUCGUCUUGGAUUUCAAGGACCAAACUGUUCUGAUGUAACAGGCGGGAACCUUACGAGCCCAUUUUACAUAGGGACCAGAUUCACGGAUAGCGCGCUUCCAAAGACAGUCAUCUGUUUUCUCUCACUACCCUGCCAUAUUCCUUUCACGGUCAUCCGUAAUACUCAUCAUAUGCCUUCCAUUGUCCCUGGAUUCAUAACUAAUGCAAUAAAAAUAAGAAGAAUAGACUUAAACAGCACAGAAUUAUCUGGCAGAAUUAUCCACGGGAAUGUUGAUAUCAUCGGUUCAUCCUUGGGACUUGCAAAUGUUUGUCUAGCUUCUGUAGGGAAAGCUGGGUAA
Molecule: messenger RNA, 461 nt
Organism: Saccostrea cuccullata (small rock oyster)
Lineage: Eukaryota; Metazoa; Mollusca; Bivalvia; Ostreida; Ostreidae
Exons: 5
Coding region: 48-461 (137 amino acids)
Source: RefSeq, a predicted model, not a curated record